AUGCCUCCCAAGGCCAAAGGCGGCGAACAGCCGAAAAAGUCCAAGGCCUCGGUCGAGGACAAGACUUUUGGAAUGAAAAACAAGAAGGGCGGCACCGCAAAGAGACAGAUCGCUCAGCUACAGGCCCAAGCAAAGUCGAACAAGUCCCCUGAAGAGAAGAGAAAAGAAGCGGAAAAAGAACAGAGAAAGAAGGAGAAGGAAGCAGCCGAAAAGGCCAAAGCCGAGGCCGCUGAACUGUUCAAGCCCGUCCAGGUCCAGAAAGUCCCCUUUGGUGUGGACCCGAAGACGGUGCUGUGUCAGUUUUUCAAGCAGGGCCACUGUGACAAGGGAAAGAAAUGCAAAUUCAGCCAUGAUCUGGAAGUGGUAAAGAAAGUGGCCAAGAGAGAUCUGUAUCAAGAUACCCGAGAACAGGAGAAAGAGGAGAAAGAGAAAGACAACAUGGAGGAUUGGGAUGAAGAGAAGCUACGAAAGGUGGUGCUCAGUAAACAUGGAAACCCUCGGACGACUACGGAUAAAGUCUGCAAAUACUUCAUUCAAGCAGUAGAAGAUGGGAAAUAUGGCUGGUUUUGGACUUGUCCCAAUGGAGGGGACAAGUGCAUGUACAAGCACAGCUUGCCGCCCGGAUUUGUAUUAAAAACCAAGGAACAGCGGCGGGCCGAGAAGGCAUUGAUGGACAAAUCUCCAAUGAACACACUGACACUGGAGGAUUUCCUCGAAUCCGAACGACAUAAACUGACUGGUACCCUGACGCCCGUGACACCAGAGUCAUUCGCCAAAUGGAAGAAAGAACGAAUGGACAAGAAGGCUGCCGAAGCAGAAGCCAUGAAAGCGAAGGAUGCUACGGGUCGCGCCAUGUUUGAAAGUGGAAACUGGAAAGACUCGGAAGACGAAGAUAGUGACGACGACGAUGAGGACGACGACGAUAGUGGUGACGGCGCAUGGAACCUUGAGGCUAUGCGCAAAGAAACUGAAAGACUCCGGAUGCUCAAAGAAGAGGAGCGAUUAGCCAAAACGAACGGUGAACCUAUAUCAGAUCGAAACGAUGAUACCGAGAGCAACGCGGCAGAGAGUCAAGAAGGGGGUAACGACGAUGAUGACGAUGGCGGAAGUGCUAACGAUGAUGAGAGCCAAAGGGAUCUUCCCGAGACGAAUGGGGAGAGCAGCGGCACAAAAGGUUGA
Messenger RNA from Fonsecaea pedrosoi CBS 271.37, 1179 nucleotides. RefSeq lists its product as uncharacterized. The transcript is spliced from 2 exons. Gene Ontology annotation, biological process: cytoplasmic translation. Lineage: Eukaryota; Fungi; Ascomycota; Eurotiomycetes; Chaetothyriales; Herpotrichiellaceae. The record is from RefSeq and is a predicted model, not a curated record. The coding region runs from base 1 to 1179 and encodes 392 amino acids. Gene Ontology annotation, cellular component: cytosol. Gene Ontology annotation, molecular function: mRNA binding; metal ion binding.